Molecule: messenger RNA, 1748 nt
Organism: Salvia miltiorrhiza (redroot sage)
Lineage: Eukaryota; Viridiplantae; Streptophyta; Magnoliopsida; Lamiales; Lamiaceae
Exons: 2
Coding region: 1111-1641 (176 amino acids)
Source: RefSeq, a predicted model, not a curated record
GUUCGCCUCAAGAAAGUUGCAGGCCUACAGAUGUUCAUACAGAAACCAGAACUUGUGCUCAGACAGUUGGGUUUAGUUGGAAGAGGAUGAUCUAGUUAGAUUAGGAACCUUAAGAAUCUGAUCCAUUUCUAAAUUAACAGUUCUUCAAACCACUCGGUCCCAUGGCACAUACUCGAUUGCAUGAGCUUCCAUAAUCUGAGACACGCGCGCAUAGUCCAGAAACCCAUCCAGCCUGAAAUUUGCUUUCUCCGUUGUCUCCUGUAUAUAUACAUUAAUACAUAUUAAUAUGACAUUUCAAUAAUAUUUAAAAUUCAAGACCAACAUGACACAUAUGACUUACAGUUGGAUGAUCAUAAGUUGGGCCCAAAAUGACCGUGUUGUUUUUUUCAUCGUAACGAAGGACGUCCUCACGGGCAAGGAACCUUUGGAAGCUGUUGUAUCUUUCUAUGUUGGACCGUACCUUAGAGAUGAUAUCCCCCUGAGUUGCUUGCAGGCGCAGGUGGACCAUCCAGGCCAAUGAAGAUUCGAUGUCGUCAAUUACGGUGCUCAUGAAAUCAGGUUGCCCCAUAUUUGCAUCGUAAUCUGUGGCACGAUAGUGAAGGAUGUGCAACUAGGUUUCUUCCUCGGUCUUUGACCAGGCUCUUCUGUUUUGCAUCGCCAUUUUAUGAUAUGUGUUUAAAAACACGAAUAGAAUCGGCAGUAGUAUGUUUUGUAAGAAUUGUGGUCUGGCAAUUAAAUAGAGAGAAUGGAGAUCUGCUGAAGGGGUGCUUAAAUCGAUGGAACCGUCCCCCACUAAUGGACAUAAUAAUAUAAUUAACUCCCACAUUUUAAAAGACCUGUCGAUCCAUAUCUCGCCCAUUAAUUGAAUGCCUCCAGCUAUGGAACAACAAAAAGGAAGGUCAAUGUUUUCAACUGACACACGUUUGGGCCAUGUUAACUCUCAUCUAUCUACCGACUGUGUAUCGUAUUGAAUGCCGGUCAUUUCGGAGAGACACGUGCAUUCAUGAACCCUAACUCCUAUUUAUUAAUAUGCGCUUUUGACAGGCACUGCCGCACUUUGCAAAAAUCUACCCUUUCAACUUCUUCCUCUCACCACUUUCGUCCCAAAAAAUGGCUCAGACUCAGCAAUACCUCGGUGCAUGGACCGACGCAGAAAGAAGCGAAGUGAUCAAAGUGCUUCAUGACAGAACCGGCAACGUAGACAAAGAUAUGUCGGACCCGCAGGAAGUGCGGCUCAUGCUCGACGAAAUAGAAUCGUGCUUGGCUACCUUCACUCCUACUCAAUUUCGCAGGACUCGCGGCGAGAUUCUGGGUAAAAUAAAGGAUUUCAUCAAGACGUACAACAGGUUCGUCUCCUUCAUUUCCAAACCCCAGAUCAUCUACGAUGUUGAGUCCAACCUCGUUCGCGUCGAAGGAAUCUACGACUACAACAGGGAGACGACGGAGGAAACAAGAUUUAGGUUGGAUGGGUUUCAGCACUAUGCGGCGAUGAAGGAGGUGUUGGAGGGAAGUGCCAUUGAGUUGGUGCCUUGGGGUUUCAUACUUGAGGGGAAGAGUACUAGAAAUGGUUUUCUUUUUGUGUUUUUGAUAUAUCGGCUGCGAGGCCUUCUUUUUUUUCCAACUGUGUACAUUUAUCAUUAAAUCUUAUGUUUGUAGGCUUCCAUUUUGUUAUGCAAUCGAUGCUACUUAAAUAUUAAUUAUGAUAUGUAUAUGUGGUUUCAUAAACCACACUUUUCGUAUAUAUGUUU